Molecule: messenger RNA, 624 nt
Organism: Hyaloperonospora brassicae
Lineage: Eukaryota; Oomycota; Peronosporomycetes; Peronosporales; Peronosporaceae
Source: the annotation of a GenBank genome assembly
AUGGCGGACGAGGUGAAGACGACGGUCCCCGGCGUGGAGCUGGUCUCAGGCAGCAUCAGUCUCCCGUCGACUGAGACGAACACGCUCGAUGAACCUGUCUCGGCUACCAUUCUCCGCGACCUGCGGCUCGUCGGUAGCAAGUUGCGCGUCGUGCUCAUGCCCAGUAACACGUCAGAAGAGACGCUGAAGGCGCUGCGGGACUGGGAUCUCUGGGGACCACUGCUGCUAUGUCUGACGCUCUCCAUAAUGCUGAGCGUGACGGCUCCUGCGGCUCAGUCGGCCAUGGUGUUUACAGGGGUCUUUGUGGUGAUCUGGCUGGGUGCUUCGAUCGUCACUGUCAAUGCACAACUGCUGGGUAGCUCCAUAUCGUUCUUUCAGAGCGUGUGCGUGCUGGGGUACUGCGUGUUUCCACUGAACAUCGCGACGCUCGUGUGCAUGCUGACAAGAAUCGCGGUCUCGCACAUUGCGCUGCGUGCGUUGGUCGUUGGUGUGGGUUUUCUCUGGUCGACACGAGCGUCGGUCGUGUUCAUGUCGAAACUAGUGCCGCCGAAGCGAAAAGCACUGACAGUGUACCCAGUCCUGCUUUUUUACCUCUUUAUCAGCUGGAUGGUGCUUAUCCAGUAA